AUGCUCGACCAAAUCGCCAAUUAUGUUCGCAAGAAGCGAUCGCGCCUGAGCGUACGCGACCCAGCAUCCGCCGCCGCGCCUUCACCCGCGCAACAGCACGAUGCCGCAGUCGUCGAGAGGCCCCUCCCAUUGCCUAAUUCCACUGAUGACGCGGACCUCGACAAGUGUACGGCAAACACGGCUGUGCCGGAUGCACACCACCCCCAACGUCCGAGGAGCAUGUCCGACCCGGGGGCAGCGCGACCUGCUGUAAUCGGCGACCCUUCGAUUAGCGAAAUCACGGUUGUCAAUUCCUCCGCGUCCGGAGGCACGGGCAACGGCCUCGCGUCCAUCAACACGCUCCCCGACGAGCUCUUGGUCCCCAUCCUCCUCCUGACGCGCCUCUGGCCUCCAUGGUCCAGCAAGAAAAUCAAUCCAAUACGCUACAUGCUGGUCUGCCGUCGGUGGCGCGCCGUCAUCCUCGCGCACGCGCACUUCUGGGAUACCAUAACCGUGCACAAGCGCACGGAGUGGCUACUUCUGGCUCUGUCCCGUUCUCACCAGGUGCCCUUGCAUCUGACGUUCGCGGAUCUGCCGACUCUUGCUGGCGUUCUUCCGCACGUCGUGCCCCUUCGUGACCGGAUAGAAUCUCUAGUGCUCGGACGAGGCUCAAAGGAAGAACUCGCGGCCGUGUCCUCCCUGAUUAAUGGCGUCUUUCCUUCCCUCACUAAGCUCGCAAUCACGAACGGGGGCAUCCCGAAUCCCUUAACAGGUCCGGCGGUUGAGCAGCUGCUCUUCCGCCCCGCAAACUACCCUCGCCUGGUACAUCUUGAACUGGAACGCCUCCCCGUCCAGCUGACCGAAUCGCUCUUCCGCCACCUCACCACGCUCACCCUCAAGAGCUGCUCCCCUGCACCCUCCCAAAUGACCGCAGACGCAUUCCUCGACAUGCUAGAGUCCGCAUCGCGCCUCGAAAACCUCACCCUAAACCGCUUCGUGAGCGCAGCCUGCUCCCAACUCCCCUCUCCUUCCAGACACGCGUUCUCCCUCCCCAGGCUGCGCAACCUCGACCUCACCGAUACCGUACAGUGGAUCCGACAGCUCACGACCUUCAUGGAGCUCCCUCCCCGCGGCAGCGUCCGGCUGGUCGGAUCCCUUGCCAAUCACGAGCUCGACGACGCCCUCAUCCAGCACUGGACGCUCCUCCUCCCCCAGCUGCCCGGGCUGCCCUUCCUCUUCACCACCGACACCCUGUCCAUCUCCGAAUACCUCGGCCAGGCGGCCCUCCACUGCACCGGGGGCCCGCUCGACGUCUCCCUCACUCUGAUGCCCGCGGACUUCACCGACUGGACGCACAAGCUCAUCCCCUCGGCCACUAUGCUGACGGCUGCGGCGGAACUCUUCACCACCUCCGCGCUCACGUCGCUCACGCUCAGCAUCGACCUGCACGACGUCCCCCGCGCGGCCUUCGACGCCCUCUUCGACGCGCUCCCGCACCUCGCCUCCCUGCGCCUCACGCCCCACAUGCUGCUCGGGCAGGACGAGCACCCGCUCCAGCCGCAUCUGCUGGAGUCCCUGGCCGCCGCCUCAGACCGCAACGCGGUGGGCAGCUCCGACUCAGGCCUGGGGCAGCCGCGACUCCGUGCGCGCUGCCCAGGGCUCGCGCGCCUCACACUGGCGGGGUUCAGCUGGGACGGCGGCGCGGUCAUGGCGGGGCUCGUGGCGUGCCUGCGCGCGCGCGCGGCACUGGGGGCACGGCCGCUGCAGUACCUGGGCGUUGCGGUGAAGCCGCGGAGGCGCGGGGCGGGAUGGAAGGACGCGCGCUAUGCGGCGCAGCUGAGGAAGGUGGUGGUGGGGGAGUAUAAGUUCGAGGUGCGUACUGAUGCGGUGUUUUUCUUCUAG
Molecule: messenger RNA, 1881 nt
Organism: Trametes versicolor FP-101664 SS1
Lineage: Eukaryota; Fungi; Basidiomycota; Agaricomycetes; Polyporales; Polyporaceae
Exons: 2
Coding region: 1-1881 (626 amino acids)
Source: RefSeq, a predicted model, not a curated record